Messenger RNA from Bursaphelenchus okinawaensis, 1641 nucleotides. NCBI's taxonomy places the organism in Eukaryota, Metazoa, Nematoda, Chromadorea, Rhabditida, Aphelenchoididae. The record is from the annotation of a GenBank genome assembly.
AUGUCAAAUCAGUUAGUUUACAUUGGUCUUCCGAAGGAAAUUGAGCAGGAAAAACGCUUUCAACUAAAGUCGAUCUACCUUCCGAUCGGGAAAAUUGGAGGUAAACCUUCUUGGCUCAAUCCAACAUGUAUACCAAAAGCUUCAGAUGUAUUAUGUAAUGUAAGUUUUGCGAUUUUUAUCAUUUUACAUGUUUAGGUUUGUGGAAAGUCAAUGGCUUUUGUGAUACAAGUUUAUGCGACGGAUCCUAGUGACAAUGAAGAAGCUUUCCAUCGUUAUUUAUACGUUUUUGUGUGUCGGAACCCUGAAUGCUCAAAGGUAAAACUGGAAAAAAGUUUGUUUAAGCUAUUUUUAAAGUCAAAAUCUUUUUUUUUAAAUUUGGUGGCUUUUAGACAUUGAUGUUAACAUAGGUUUUCAGAUUUUUUUUAUAUCUCUUAAACUUAGCAAAUUUUCAAAUCUUACUAGUAUAUUUAGUAAUGAGCAAUAUGAAAAUAAUGUUUAAAUGUUUCAGCUUCAAAAUGCGUCCAAUAUAAAGGUACUGAGAUGUCAGUUGCCUCGAGAAAAUAAGUUUUAUUCAAGUGAAUCAAGGUUGAAUCCAAGUGAUACAGAAGCGGAAGAUCCAUAUUAUGACGAGAAAACUUAUAACAAGGUUUGCUCUACGUGUGGCUUGAAAGCUGCGAGUAGAUGUGCAAAGUGUGACAAAGCUUGGUAUUGUGGAAGAGAUCAUCAGAUACUAGACUGGACUAGUGGACAUAAGGCCUUAUGUUCUGGAGAGGAUGGUAAGGGAUCUGUGGUGAUGAGAUUUAGGGGUUGAAUUAGGUUUUCAAUGAUUUUUUAUUGAAUUUAUGUUGGGAAACAUUUUUUGACAUUUAGGUAUAAAUUCAGCAAUAACUUAUUUAAAAAUUAUGUUCUAAUGCUAAUUUAUCCUAUUUUCAGUUCCCAAGACUUUAGAGAACGUUUUUCUGUUCCCGGAGUACGCUAUUCAAAUGGCUACAUACGAAGAAUUCGAAUUUGAUCCAGCGGAGUAUAGUGAUGAUGAAGAUGAUGAACAAGAAGAACCAGGCUUUGAACGAAUGCAAAUGGACAAACUUAAAGAAGUUGUGGAUGAAAUGAAAGAGAAGGGCAUAGGUGCGGAUGGGAAAGAAUUGGAUGAAGUUGAGGAAAAGAAGGACAAGUUAUACAAGUAUUUUGUGGACCUACUACAAGAUAAUCCGGAACAGGUGUUUAGGUAUGAUUUGGGCCUUAAUUUGGUGAAGGAAUACUUGAUUUAAUAAAAUUUUAAAAUAAAAUAUUAAUUUUUAUGAUAAAAGUUAAAGAAAAUUAUAAACUUCAUAUUAAAAAUGUCAUUUUAGGUACGCCCGAGGUGUCGCCCCCUUAACAGCCAGUGAUUACUGCCCAAAACCGUCAUCAAUACCUCCGUGUGAACUGUGCUCAGCUCCACGAGAAUUCGAAUUACAAUUGAUGCCAAAUUUGAUAUCAUUGAUGGAGGUGGACUCAAUUGACCAGUCGAUUGAUUGGGCAACAGUCAUGGUCUUUACCUGCUCGAAACGAUGCACGAUACUAAACUUUGGCUACACAAACGAGUUUGUCUUUAAACAAGACUUUGUUGAUCAAAAAGACGAGACCGAAGGCAUGGAUGAGUAA